AUGGCGCCCCAUCCUUUAGAUAUUCUUUCGGUCGAAGAGACAAACAAGGCUCGGGAUAUCGUCGCCAGUCUUCACCCAGACACUGUUCUUAGCUUUCGCGAAAUUUACUUGGAGGAACCAGCGAAGAAAGACCUCAUUGACUUUCUAGCCGCCGAGCACGCUGGUAAAGAUGCUCCGCGCCCCCCUCGAACAGCCCUGGUGCAAUACGACGUGAUCGGAGCGGACCGAAUACCCCAGUACCAUGAAUCCAUCAUCGAUCUGGAUAAGAACAAGAGAGUCUCACAUGUUGAAGUCGACAAGUCCCAACAUGCAAGCCUUACGCUAUCGGAGUUUGAUACGCUGGUGGAAGCCUGCAAAGCCUCCCAGAAGUUCAAGGACAUUUGCGCCGAGAUCCAGCUUCCUGAUGGGUUCGAGGUGAUUGUGGAACCAUGGCCAUAUGGCGGCCCUCUCCCAGAGGAAGAAAACCGACGAUAUUUCCAAGGGCUGUGUUUCGCUCAAGACACCCGCUCUGGAAAUCCUGAUUCAAACUUUUAUGCCUACCCACUGCCCUUUAUCCCAGUUAUGGAUGCCCACACAAAGGAAAUCAUUCGGAUUGACCGGCUUGCGACGGGAGGCAAGGGCGAUGCUCUUGACGCUAUCACCUUUACGAAGAAUGUCAUCGACCAUUGCAAGCCAGCCGAGUAUGUGCCAGAACUCUUGCCUAAUGGCACACGGAAGAACUUGAAGCCCCUGAAUGUGUUGCAACCUGAAGGGCCCUCCUUCUCGGUAGAUGGUGGACUUAUCGAGUGGCAAAAUUGGAGAUUCCGAGUCAGCUUUAAUCCAAGAGAAGGCGCUGUCAUCCACGACGUCCACUUUGCUGGCAGGAGCGUGAUGUACCGGUUGAGCAUCAGCGAGAUGACUGUCCCGUAUGCAGACCCACGAGUGCCGUUCCCCAGAAAGCAGGCAUUCGAUUUCGGAGAUGGUGGAGCAGGAAACUGCGCCAACAACCUUUCUCUCGGCUGUGAUUGUCUCGGAGUCAUCAAAUACUUCGAUGCCGUGAUGGUCGGGUCGGAUGGCAAGGCAAAGGUGUCACCCAACGUGGUGUGCUUGCACGAGCAGGAUAACGGCAUAGGCUGGAAGCACACAAAUUGGCGGACUGGCCGGGCCGUUGUGACCAGGAACCGUGAACUGGUCGUGCAGUUCAUCAUCACCCUCGCAAACUACGAAUACAUUUUCGCUUACAAGUUCGACCAAGCAGGAGGAAUCACAGUUGAGACUCGAGCGACGGGGAUUGUCUCGGUUGUCAACAUCGAUCCAGGCAAGACCAGCGCAUAUGGAAAUGUUGUCUCGCCGGGUGCUUUGGCGCAGAACCACCAGCACGUGUUUUGCAUCCGACUAGACCCUGCGGUCGACGGGUACAAGAAUACGGUGCUGGCCGAGGAAUCGCGCCCUGUACCCUUGAACAAGGAGACGAACCCGUAUGGAAACUACUACGAAGUACGACAGACUGUUCUCGACAAGAGCCAAUGGCUUGAUGCGGAACCAAAGUAUAACCGCGUCGUCAAGGUGAUCAACAAAAACAAGACGAAUCCGAUCAGUGGGAAGCCUGUCGGCUACAAGUUCACUCCUGCGCCCACCCAGCUGCUGCUUGCCGAUCCACAGUCUAUUCAAGCACGACGGGCGCUGUUCGCUCAACACCACGUUUGGGUGACGAAGCACCUCGAUGGGGAGUUCUAUGCUGCCGGCCGAUACACUUUACAAAGCCGCGAUGAAAAGGGUGGUGUCGCAGACGCCAUUAAACGGAACGAAAAUAUCGAUGAUGAGGAUGUUGUCGUCUGGAACGUCUUUGGUUUGACACACAACCCUCGGGUGGAAGACUGGCCUGUCAUGCCUGUCGAGAUUCAUCAGCUACAGAUCAAACCCACCGACUUCUUCACAGAAAACCCGGCUAUCGAUGUGCCUUCCAGCAAGAACGAGGCGUCUGUUCUCGCCAACGGAACCACAAACGGUGCCACCAAUGGCGUGACAACCGGCUCCGCCUGCUGCUCCUAA
Messenger RNA from Exophiala dermatitidis NIH/UT8656, 2031 nucleotides. RefSeq names its product copper amine oxidase 1. Gene Ontology annotation, biological process: amine metabolic process. Gene Ontology annotation, molecular function: primary methylamine oxidase activity; copper ion binding; quinone binding. NCBI's taxonomy places the organism in Eukaryota, Fungi, Ascomycota, Eurotiomycetes, Chaetothyriales, Herpotrichiellaceae. The record is from RefSeq and is a predicted model, not a curated record. Bases 1 to 2031 code for a protein of 676 amino acids. The transcript has 4 exons.